This is a messenger RNA of Columba livia (rock pigeon), 3802 nucleotides long. It is a transcript of the gene IL33R, whose product is annotated as interleukin 1 receptor like 1. Lineage: Eukaryota; Metazoa; Chordata; Aves; Columbiformes; Columbidae. The transcript is spliced from 13 exons. Bases 906 to 2516 code for a protein of 536 amino acids. Gene Ontology annotation, molecular function: interleukin-1 receptor activity; interleukin-33 binding. Gene Ontology annotation, biological process: signal transduction. The record is from RefSeq and is a predicted model, not a curated record.
UACAUCUGUUAAUUCAGUGCCUCAGAAUUAACUGGGAAAUGGGCAGGAGUUGUCCUCUGUAGCACUGUGUUUCUUGAUCAGCCUCCAGCAUAUGUCAAUUAGAUCUGACUGCUUUAUGUUGAGCAACACUUCCCAUUGAUUAUUCCAAGAAAAAGACUAUAAAAGGAGACCACUUCAUCUGGGAUUUGCAUUCUGUGCAUGACGGCUGGAAGGCUGUUACCAACCGUGUGCUCCCCAGGCAAUUGAGAUUCCCACAUCUCACUUGACAUGGUAAAGUAUGGAGAAUUUGUGCCUAAUUUAACUAUCUAGCUCACUGAGCUGGAAACAAAUGGAUCCAUCGGUCACAUGGUGAGAAAAUCUUGGAGUCUGGUAUUCUGAAGUGUUUGUGGGACCUCAGUCUGCAGAUGGACAGCAGAUGAGAUGCAGUAGUUCUGGAGUCCUUGAUGAAGAAUUGCCUCAGGGCUGCCAUCAGAGGGGAGCUGUCAGGUGCAUCAUGAAGACCAUCCAAAACUGAAUGUCAUAACGUUCCUGGGAGCAGGAAGCACUGGCCAGUUCUUCCUGGCUCUGACAAUUUGAGAGUCCAGUUUCACAGUCUCUGCUACCUGAAGUGAUCCUUGCCUUGGAGGGUGUGCCCAGGCCCCAAGGGACCUUGCAAACUCUCUUUUCCUCGCUGAUAAGAAUUGCACAAGCUAGUUAAAAAGAGUUCUCGGAAAUAUCUGGUACAAGCUACAGCAGGGAAAUCAGUGCAAAGGACCAAACCACAGAAAGCAAGCCAUUUCUCUGCUUCGUGAAUUUUCCAGAUGUACCAUGGGACAGCUUCUUCCUCAUGUAGGAUAGUAGAAUCCAUCGCUCUGUGAUCCGCAGUCAAGGACUUCGCAUUCAAGCGAAGAGUUUAUUAGUGAAAUAUGAUGGGGUAUGUACAUUUGAUCUUCCUGUCUACCUUCCUCUCGGUUUCCAUGACAUCUGAAACAUUUGAAGCAAUGGAAGGUGAGGCUUUAGUUAUAAAAUGUCCCCAAUGGAGUUCAUCUGUGAAAUUCACCUGGUAUCACAUGGACACUAGCAAAAUAAUUCCUGCAGAAGAAGAGGGAUCACGAGUAUUUUCCUCAAAAAGAUUUCUUUGGUUUCUGCCAACUUCUAGAGAGGAUUCUGGAAACUAUACUUGUGUUAUACAUUUUUCAAAUAAUCGUACAAAGUCAUUUGACAUGAGUGUUCAUGUGCAUCCAUAUAAGCGAGGAAUAUGUUUCCCAAGUCAGAUUCGUUACCCAAAUGACACUGGAAGAGGAAAAAUUGUUUGUCCUACAAUUGACAACUAUAAGAAUGCUACUAUCAUCCAGUGGUAUAAGGACUGCAAACCUCUGCAGGGAGAGAGAUACUUCAAGGCAGAAAAAUACAUUUUUAUCAACAACCCAAGAAAGGAGGAUGACGGUUAUUAUACUUGUCGAUUUAUCUACACUCAUAAAGGAAAUAUAUUUAAUGUAUCAGCAACAAGGAUUUUCAUAAGUAAGGAAAAACACUCACCUCUACCUCCUCAAAUUUUAUUUCCAAAAGAUAAAGAUGUAAUAGAAGUGGAGCUUGGUGCUGCUUUGUCUCUGAAAUGUCAGGCCCGCCUUGGGAUUAAGAAACAGCCGAUAGCUGUUGUCACAUGGGAUGUGGAUAAUGUCCCAGUGAGAUACUUAGAUUUUUCAAGAUUUAAUGAAAAAACUAAUUUUUUUGAAGGACGUGCACAAGAAUACUAUAGAGAAACCACUUUGCAUAUUAAUGAAAUAAAAAAGGAGGAUCUGCAGGCAAAUUUCACAUGUGUCGCAGUGAACGAAAUGCACAACACAAAAGCCACGGUGACGUUGCAGCUCAAAGCGCCACGUGAGGUGGGUCUUCCUAACAUCCUCUUGAUCACAGGAUCUCUAGUUCUGCUAGUUGCAAUAGCAGUCUCUGUUAUACUUUAUCAGUCCUUCCGAGUUGAUAUCGUCUUAUUGUAUCGGGAGGUAUUUCAGCCCUACUCAGUCAAGGAUGAUGGGAAGAUUUAUGAUGCAUAUGUAAUCUACCCCAGAAACCAUACCAAUGAAGCUAAUUUUGUGGAAUAUUUUGUUUAUCAAAUAAUGCCAGAUAUUCUAGAAAAUGAAUGUGGCUAUAAACUGUGUAUUCAUGGGAGAGACAUAUAUCCUGGAGAAGAUACAGCCAGUGCAAUUGAGAAGAUGAUGCAGAAGAGUAGACGGCUGAUCAUCCUUCUAACACAACAGCUCAUUAAUUGUAAAGAAUCUGCUUAUGAUCAACACAUUGCUUUAUACAAUGCCCUCAUUCAAAAUGACACAAAGGCGAUUCUUCUGGAAAUGGAGACAAUUGGGAAUUAUGAGAAGCUUCAAGAAUCUCUUAAAUUUAUUAUUAAGCAGCAAGGUACCAUCAAAUGGAAAGAGGAACACACUGUGCAUCCACAGUCAUCCAAUUCUAGGUUCUGGAAACAGGUGAGGUACCAUAUGCCACUGACACUGAAGUCCUCAUACCCAGCUAAUGCUGGGUGAAACAUCUGUGGAAAUACUGAUGUACUAACAGGAUGGACCACAUGCCUGCAGCUCUUCUUCCUUUCCUCAGGUACACGAUUUUACAGUCUGGAAGUCUGGCUGUGGUUUUGGACUUUUUUUCAGUCCUUCAAUUGAUAAACUGAUGGAAGAGGUCUGCGGAACUGAGGGAAGCUUUUAUAGGUGUGGUAGUUCUGUAAAUAAAGCAUUCUAGGCUGCGUGCAGGAUUGUGCAUGUCAUGGGAAGCAAAAUGUGCCCAUACUCUUCCUAUGUAUAGUUGUACGUAUAAACGAAAAUUAUUCUGGAUAGCUAAAUGUCCUGCAGGUUUGCUUUACCUUUCUAAUACAGUUCAUCAAACAUAAAUGCCUUCUGUAUUAUUUGACUAGAAAGCAUGAUGUGUAUUAUGUAAGUAGAAGAUAUGAUGUUGUGCUUUUUAAAUAUUAAUUCCACCACGUAUUCUUUUUUAAUUCUACAGCAACAAUAAUACCAUGAGAUUCUAUAUUUCCUUAGUAUGGAUGCUUCAGUAAAGGCUCUUCUGAGACUGAUGUGAAUACAGCAUGUAAAAAAAAAUAGCACUGUUCAGGGAAAUAACACACUAAUAUAUAUGUAUAUGUGGGGGUUUUUUAUAUGUAUUUUAAUGAAUAUAUUAAAAUGAAUCUCACACAAAGGGGAAAUUUUAAAUACUUAAAUUACAGCAGACCCUGAUAUUAUUAAUGUUAUUGUAAUCUCUGGAUUGAAAUAACAUUUUAAAAUUUAGGGUGUUUUUUUGUACACUAAUGACAUUCUUUAUGCUACUGAAAAAGAAGAGACCACAUUUUUCUAACAGGUAGUAUUAACUCCUUCCCCCCUACUUUGACCUUAUGUACAGUUAUACUUUCUUCUGAUAGUGAAUACCCUGAGAUGCAAAGGUCAGAGCUGAAUCUCCUCCUAGGUCAGGGGAGUAUGAACAAAAUAUGUUCUAGUACAGAUACCCUUGUAAACUUUAAUGUUCUUAGCUUCUUACAAACAGGGAUUUUUAAUGUUGGAGUAUGCUUGGUUUUGAGCUUCAGGCCUGCUACAGAGAUGGACUUAAAAAGUGAAAAUUAGAUGAGAACACAUAAUGUUACCAAGUCCAGGCAUACAGAACAGGCAAGUCCUUUCCUUGUACUGUAAGGUUUUAUUGAAUGUGGAUCUUCAGACUUAUGGCUGGCUAUUUGGAAUAGAAAAAAUGUGUAUUCAAUAUAUGGAUAGAUUUUUUUCAAUAUGAAAUUAAAAGAUCAAUGACAAACUAAAGAGCUUUUCAUGGAUGA